Messenger RNA from Eriocheir sinensis (Chinese mitten crab), 1473 nucleotides. RefSeq names its product cysteine-rich, acidic integral membrane protein-like. The record is from RefSeq and is a predicted model, not a curated record. The transcript has 2 exons. NCBI's taxonomy places the organism in Eukaryota, Metazoa, Arthropoda, Malacostraca, Decapoda, Varunidae. The coding region runs from base 1 to 1473 and encodes 490 amino acids.
AUGACUUGCUCUAAUUACUAUGACUGCUCUAAUGACUGUGACUGCUCUAAUGACUAUGACUGUUCUAAUUACUAUGACUGCUCUAAUGACUGUGACUGCUCCAAUGACUAUGACUGCUCUAAUUACUAUGACUGCUCUAAUUACUAUGACUGCUCUAAUGACUAUGACUGCUCUAAUUAUUAUGACUGCUCUAAUGACUAUGACUGCUCUAAUGACUAUGACUGCUCUAAUGGCUAUGACUGCUCUAAUGAUUAUGACUGUUCUAAUGACUGUGACUGCUCUAAUUACUAUGACUGCUCUAAUGACUAUGACUGCUCUAAUGACUAUGACUGCUCUAAUGACUAUGACUGCUCUAAUUACUAUGACUGCUCUAAUGAUUAUGACUGCUCUAAUUACUAUGACUGCUCUAAUGACUGUGACUGCUCUAAUGACUAUGACUGCUCUAAUGACUAUGACUGCUCUUAUGACUAUGACUGCUCUAAUGACUAUGACUGCUCUAAUGACUAUGACUGCUCUAAUGACUAUGACUGCUCUAAUGACUAUGACUGCUCUAAUUACUAUGACUGCUCUAAUUACUAUGACUGCUCUAAUGACUAUGACUGCUCUAAUGACUAUGACUGCUCUAAUGACUGUGACUGCUCUAAUGACUAUGACUGCUCUAAUGACUAUGACUGCUCUAAUGACUAUGACUGCUCUAAUGACUGUGACUGCUCUAAUGACUAUGACUGCUCUAAUGACUAUGACUGCUCUAAUGACUAUGACUGCUCUUAUGACUAUGACUGCUCUAAUGACUAUGACUGCUCUAAUGACUAUGACUGCUCUAAUGACUAUGACUGCUUUAAUGACUGUGACUGCUCUAAUGACUAUGACUGCUCUAAUGACUAUGACUGCUCUAAUGACUAUGACUGCUCUAAUGACUAUGACUGCUCUAAUGACUAUGACUGCUCUAAUGACUGUGACUGCUCUAAUGACUGUGACUGCUCUAAUGACUGUGACUGCUCUAAUGACUGUGACUGCUCUAAUGACUAUGACUGCUCUAAUGACUAUGACUGCUCUAAUGACUGUGACUGCUCUAAUGACUAUGACUGCUCUAAUGACUAUGACUGCUCUAAUGACUAUGACUGCUCUAAUGACUGUGACUGCUCUAAUGACUGUGACUGCUCUAAUGACUGUGACUGCUCUAAUAACUAUGACUGCUCUAAUGACUAUGACUGCUCUAAUGACUGUGACUGCUCUAAUGACUGUGACUGCUCUAAUGACUAUGACUGCUCUAAUGACUAUGACUGCUCUAAUGACUAUGACUGCUCUAAUGACUAUGACUGCUCUAAUGACUAUGACUGCUCUAAUGACUGUGACUGCUCUAAUGACUAUGACUGCUCUAAUGACUAUGACUGCUCUAAUGACUGUGACUGCUCUAAUGACUAUGACUGCUCUAAUGACUAUGACUGCUUUUAUGGCUGUAUGGUUGUAUGA